AUGGGGGACAGUCCACGAUUUAGUCUCAUCUUCGGUCGCUUGUACCUACGGGGUCUCCGUACUGGUUCGCCACUCGAUUUUACGCGUUCUAGGUCACCAUUCGCGUCCACAGGCACGGGCCUUCCGUUCGCUCAAGCUCCAAUCGAUACGGCAGGAUUGAGCUUGGAUAUCACCAUGCGCCUCUACCUUCAUCUUCCUCCCAAGUGGAUCAUCUUCAGACCCACCGGUGCCACGCUCUGGUCUGGCGUUGAGGAGUCAAUUGGGUUUUACGAUGGUCCAAGGGCUGAUACGCCUGGUGAUGAUGUUCUAAGAGAUACGCCUGGUGAUGAUGUUACUCCUCCUGGUGCUGGUCCUGACACGCAGACUGAGCCAGAAACGGAAGGAGGCUACAACAUCGCUCCAUCCCAAUUAUCCGAAAGGGACGAACUGAGCAUGGCAGACCUGCUCCUCCUCUUCUCCCACCACUCUCCUGCUGCACACCCGAUAACGGGAGCGGAGGCGUAG
Molecule: messenger RNA, 504 nt
Organism: Laccaria bicolor S238N-H82
Lineage: Eukaryota; Fungi; Basidiomycota; Agaricomycetes; Agaricales; Hydnangiaceae
Exons: 4
Coding region: 1-504 (167 amino acids)
Source: RefSeq, a predicted model, not a curated record